UCGGGGCGGCUCCGCCUCGCCUGCAGACAAAGAGGCCGCCGGCGCCCUCCGCCCGGGAGCUUUGCUUCGGAGGGAAGCGGCCCGGCUGAGCAGGGUUCCUGAAUGGUUCUGCUAGUGUUCGUGGCCUUGGUGCUUGGGCUGUGGCUGGUUUGGACCAAGAUGGCCAAAAGCCCUCCGCUUGGUUUGAAAAAACUGAAGCUUGAGCAGCCUGUCCCGGAGCAGCUGACCACUCCAGAAGUCCAGCAGCUGCCUUCCAGCAGGUUCCUUCCACAGUUCCCGGGGGAUGAGGCAGAAGCCGUAUCCUCAGAGCCCAGCCAGGCCCCUGCAAGCCCAUCGAGCCAGCCCCUUCCCUGCACCCAGAUACCCACAGAUCCCUCCUGCCAACGCAAGCCCCCCAUCCCCCGCUCUUCCUCGGACUGUCUGCUGUCUCCGGCCGCUGAUUCCGCCAGGCCUUUGAGCCGGUUUGCCCGAGUGUCCUCAACGCAGCUCUUGAAGCAAAUGCACUCCCUGUCCUUUGAAGAGCAGGCCGACAGCCCUGCCCGGAGGAAGCAGCAAGCCAUGGCCAAGUUUGUCUUGGGCUCCUUUGAAGACAAUUCUUCGGACGAGGAGCUUGUAGCCGGAGGAGCCUUUCCGAGGAGCAGGAGGAGACGGAGCAGCCUGGCCCAUCUCGGUUCUUCCUCCUCCGUGAACUCGGAAGCGAGCCUUAUCAUGAGGCCCAGCAUGUCAGGGAUGUACCUGGUGAAGAAAGGACGGGAGCAGAAGAAACUGGACCUCCACAGGGACUUCACGGUGGCGUCACCUGCUGAAUUUGUGACUCGUUUUGGAGGAAACCAUGUGAUUGAAAAGGUCCUGAUCGCCAACAACGGCAUUGCGGCUGUGAAGUGCAUGCGGUCCAUCCGCAGGUGGGCGUACGAGAUGUUCCGGAAUGAGCGGGCCAUCCGGUUUGUGGUGAUGGUGACACCUGAGGACCUGAAAGCCAAUGCAGAAUACAUCAAAAUGGCAGACCACUACGUGCCCGUCUCUGGAGGAACCAAUAACAACAACUAUGCCAAUGUAGAACUGAUCGUGGAUAUCUCAAAAAGAAUUCCCGUGCAGGCUGUCUGGGCUGGUUGGGGGCAUGCCUCUGAAAACCCCAAACUUCCAGAGUUGCUGCAGAAACAUGGGAUUGCUUUCCUAGGCCCACCCACUGAAGCCAUGUGGGCCUUGGGGGACAAAGUGGCUUCCACCAUCGUGGCCCAGACCAUCCACAUUCCAACCUUGCCGUGGAGUGGCAGUGACUUAGUUGCUGAAUGGAUCCAGGAGGAGAAGCAGCAGGUGGGGACGCUCACUGUUCCCUUGGAAACCUAUCAGCGGGGCUGCGUGCGGGACGUGGAAGAAGGCUUAGAGGCAGCCAAGAGAAUCGGCUACCCGGUGAUGGUCAAGGCCUCCGAAGGGGGAGGCGGCAAAGGGAUUCGAAUCGUGGAAGGGGUGGAGGAGUUCCCUGCCCGCUUCAGACAGGUGCAGAGCGAGGUCCCUGGGUCACCCAUCUUCGUGAUGAAGUUCUUGCAGCACGCCCGCCAUCUUGAAGUCCAAGUCUUGGCUGACCAGUAUGGGAACGCCAUUUCCUUGUUCAGCCGGGACUGCUCCAUCCAGCGGAGGCACCAGAAGAUCAUCGAGGAAGCCCCGGCCACUGUGGCUCCUCCGGCUGUCUUUGAGUACAUGGAGAAGUGCGCUGUGCGCCUUGCCAAAAUGGUGGGCUAUGUCAGUGCCGGGACGGUGGAGUACCUCUAUAGUGAAGGAGGGAGCUUCCACUUCCUUGAGCUGAAUCCCCGCCUGCAGGUGGAACAUCCUUGCACAGAAAUGAUUGCUGACGUCAAUUUACCGGCUGCUCAGCUCCAGAUUGCCAUGGGGGUCCCGUUGCACAGAAUAAAGGACAUCCGAGCUCUCUAUGGAGAGUCCCCAUGGGGGGACCAUCCCAUCGCUUUUGAGGGCCCCAGCAAUGCUCCCGUCCCUAGGGGCCACGUCAUAGCAGCACGAAUCACCAGUGAAAAUCCUGAUGAAGGUUUCAAGCCCAGCUCUGGCACAGUGCAAGAACUGAAUUUCCGGAGCAAUAAGAAUGUCUGGGGAUACUUCAGUGUGGCAGCCGCGGGUGGCUUGCACGAAUUUGCCGAUUCGCAGUUUGGACACUGUUUCUCCUGGGGAGAGAACCGCGAGGAGGCCAUCUCAAAUUUGGUGGUCGCCUUAAAGGAGCUGUCCAUCCGUGGGGACUUCCGGACGACGGUUGAAUACCUGAUUAAGUUGUUGGAGACCGAGAGUUUCCAGACGAACGAGACAGACACCAGCUGGCUCGAUCAUCUGAUCGCUGAAAAAGUGCAGGCAGAGAAACCGGACACGAUAUUGGCUGUGGUCUGUGGUGCCCUUAACGUGGCAGAUGGGACCUUUAGGACCUGCAUGGACGAUUUUCUGCAUUUGCUGGAGAGGGGCCAAGUUCUGCCAGCAGCCUCCCUCCUGAAUAUUGUUGAUGUGGAACUAAUUUACGAAGACACCAAAUAUGUGCUUAAGGUCGCCCGUCAGUCCCUGACCACCUACGUCAUCCUAAUGAACGGCACCCACAUUGAGAUCGAUGUGCACCGGCUGAACGACGGGGGGCUCCUCCUGUCUUACAACGGCAACAGUUACAUCACCUAUAUGAAAGAAGAAACCGACCGAUACCGCAUCACAAUCGGCAACAAAAGCUGUGAUUUUGAGAAAGAGAAAGAUCAAUCCUUGCUCCGGGCCCCCUCUGCAGGGAAGCUGCUGCAGUAUACAGUGGAGGACGGGGGUCACAUCUAUGGGGGUCACAGCUAUGCAGAAAUGGAGGUGAUGAAGAUGGUGGUAUCCCUGACAGUGGAAGAGUCGGGCAUCAUCCGCUACGUGAGACGGCCGGGCACGUUGUUAGAGGCGGGCUGCGUGGUAGCUCGGCUUGAGCUAGACGACCCCACCAAAGUUCACCUGGCCCAGUUGUACAUGGGGGGGCUCUCCCCUCAACCGCCCCUGCCCAUCCUUGGCGAGAAGCUGCACCAGGUCUUCCACAACGUGCUGGAGAACUUGCAGAAUGUCAUGAACGGGUAUUGCUUGCCAGAGCCUUAUUUCUCUGCCAAGAUCAAAGAAUGGGUGGAUAAACUGAUGAGGACCCUCCGGGAUCCUUCCCUUCCCCUGCUGGAGCUGCAGGAGAUCAUGACGAGCACGCAGGGCCGGAUUCCAAUCUCUGUGGAGAAGUCCAUCCGGAAAGUGAUGGCCCAGUACGCCAGCAACGUCACCUCCGUGCUCUGCCAGUUCCCCAGCCAGCAGAUUGCCAGUAUUUUGGACAGCCACGCAGCCACCCUGCAACGCAAAGCUGACCGGGAAGUCUUCUUCAUGAACACCCAGAGUAUUGUGCAGUUGGUUCAGAGGUAUCGCAGUGGCAUCCGAGGCCACAUGAAAUCGGUGGUGCUGGAUCUGCUGAGGCGGUACUUGCAGGUGGAGACCCAGUUCCAGCAAGCUCAUUACGACAAAUGUGUGAUCAUCCUGAGGGAGCAGCACAUGCCCAACAUGACCCCCGUCCUGGAAUGCAUUUUCUCCCACGCCCAGGUGGCCAAGAAGAACCUCCUGGUGACCAUGUUGAUUGACCAGCUUUGUGGCCGAGACCCGACCUUGACCGAUGAGCUGAUGGCCAUCCUGAACGAGCUCACCCAGCUCAGCAAAACGGAGCAUGCCAAAGUGGCCUUACGGGCUCGCCAGGUGCUGAUUGCCUCCCACUUGCCGUCCUACGAACUGCGGCACAACCAGGUGGAGUCCAUCUUUCUCUCUGCCAUCGACAUGUAUGGGCACCAGUUCUGUCCUGAAAACCUAAAGAAACUCAUUCUUUCGGAAACCACCAUCUUCGAUGUCUUGCCCACCUUCUUCUAUCACGCCAACCAGGUGGUACGCAUGGCGGCCCUGGAGGUAUAUGUGAGGAGGGCCUACAUUGCCUACGAGCUGAACAGCCUGCAGCACCGCCAGUUGCUGGACGGCACCUGCGUGGUUGAGUUCCAGUUCAUGCUGCCUUCCUCACACCCAAACAGAAUGUCCGUGCCAGUCAGCAUCUCCAACCCAGAUUUGGUCCGGCACAGCACGGAGCUUUUCAUGGACAGCGGCUUUUCCCCUCUCUGCCAGAGAAUGGGAGCCAUGGUGGCCUUUGACAGAUUUGACGAUUUCACCCGGUAGCCUCUCUUCCGUUUGCCUGCUUGGAAUUUCGAUGAAGUUAUUUCCUGCUUUGCUGAGCAGGAGAGCCCCCUCUUCAGCGAAGUCAGGUCUACCUUUUACGAUGAAGACGACAACAAAAAUGUCCGGGAGGAGCCCAUCCACAUCUUGAACGUGGCCAUCCGGUGGGCAGAUCACCAGGAGGAUGAAGAGUUGGUGCCGAUCUUCAGGGCCUUCGCUCAAUCCAAGAAUAAUAUCCUUGUUGACUAUGGGCUGCGAAGAAUCACGUUUUUGAUAACCCGGCAGAGGGAGUUCCCAAAGUUCUUCACUUUCCGAGCUCGGGAUGAGUUUGCUGAAGACCACAUCUAUCGCCACUUGGAGCCAGCGCUGGCUUUCCAGCUGGAGCUGAAUCGCAUGCGCAACUUCGACCUGACCGCGGUGCCAUGUGCCAACCACAAGAUGCACCUUUACCUGGGUGCUGCCAAGGUGGAUGAAGGCACUGAAGUCACCGACUACAGGUUCUUCAUCCGUGCCAUUGUCAGACACUCCGAUCUGAUCACCAAGGAGGCCUCCUUCGAGUACCUGCAGAACGAGGGCGAGCGGCUGCUCUUGGAAGCCAUGGACGAGCUGGAGGUGGCCGCCAGCAACACCAGCGUCCGUACCGACUGCAACCACAUCUUCCUCAACUUUGUCCCCACCGUUGUGAUGGACCCAUCCAAGAUCGAGGAGUCUGUGAGGUCCAUGGUGAUGCGGUACGGCAGCCGCCUCUGGAAGCUGCGAGUCCUUCAAGCGGAAGUGAAGAUCAACAUCCGCCUGAUGCCAACAGCCCAAGCGGUUCCCGUCCGCCUCUUCCUCACCGACGAGUCCGGAUACUACCUGGAUAUCAGCCUCUACAAGGAAGUCAGCGACCCCAGCACAGGAAGCAUUAUGUUCAACUCCUACGGGGAGAAUCAGGGGCCCAUGCACGGCAUGCUGAUCAACACGCCCUACGUCACCAAGGACCUGCUCCAGGCCAAGCGCUUCCAGGCCCAGUCGCUGGGCACCACCUAUGUCUACGACUUCCUGGAGAUGUUCCGGCAGGCUCUGUUCAAGCAGUGGGGAUCCACUGAGGACGUCAACCCCACCGAUGUGCUGACUUACACGGAACUGGUGCUGGAUGCCCAGGGGAAGAUGGUGCAGCUGAACAGGCUGCCGGGAGGAAAUGAGAUCGGAAUGGUGGCCUUCAAAAUGAAGCUGAAGACCCCCGAGUACCCCAAGGGCCGUGACAUUGUGCUCAUCAGCAACGACAUCACCUACAAGAUCGGGUCCUUUGGGCCUGCCGAGGAUCUCCUUUUCCUGCGGGCAUCGGAGCUGGCCCGUGCGGAGGGCAUCCCACGGGUCUACAUUGCAGCCAACAGUGGUGCCCGCAUCGGGUUUGCUGACGAGAUCAAGAGCAAGUUCCAGAUAGGCUGGAUAGACCCAGCAGAUCCCUACAAGGGAUUCAAGUACCUGUACUUAACACCUCAGGAUUACACGAGGAUCAGCUCCAUGAAUUCUGUUCACUGCAGGCAUGUGGAAGAGGCUGGUGAGUCCAGGUAUAUCAUCACUGAUAUAAUUGGGAAAGAGGAAGGCUGCGGGGUGGAGAACCUAAGAGCGUCGGCCACCAUCGCUGGGGAGUCUUCUCUCGCCUAUGACCAAAUUGUCACCAUCAGCAUGGUCACCUGUCGAGCCAUUGGGAUUGGGGCUUACCUGGUGAGGCUCGGCCAGCGAGUGAUCCAGGUGGAGAAUUCCCACAUCAUUUUGACUGGGGCCAGCGCCCUGAAUAAGGUCUUGGGCCGGGAAGUCUACACCUCUAACAACCAGCUGGGUGGAGUGCAGAUCAUGCACAACAACGGUAUCUCCCAUGUGGCCGUCCCGGAUGACUUCGAAGGCGUUUACACCAUCCUCCAGUGGCUCUCCUACAUGCCCAAGGAUCAUCAUAGUCCGUUGCCCGUUAUCCCUCCAAGUGACCCCAUUGAUAGAGAAAUUGACUUUGUCCCUUCUAAAGUCCCCUACGACCCCCGGUGGAUGCUGGCGGGGAGGCCCCAUCCGACUGUGAAGGGAUCUUGGCAAAGUGGUUUCUUUGAUCACGGAUCAUUUGCAGAGAUCAUGCAGCCCUGGGCCCAGACUGUGGUAGUUGGUCGAGCCAGGCUGGGAGGAAUCCCAGUGGGUGUGAUAGCUGUGGAGGCCCGGACAGUGGAACUGGCUAUACCAGCUGAUCCAGCCAACCCAGAAUCAGAAGCAAAGAUCAUCCAGCAAGCCGGGCAGGUCUGGUUCCCAGACUCCGCUUUUAAAACUGCCCAGGCCAUCAGGGACUUCGACCGCGAGCACCUUCCCCUCUUGAUCUUCGCCAACUGGAGGGGCUUCUCUGGUGGCAUGAAAGACAUGUACGACCAGGUGCUGAAGUUUGGGGCGCACAUUGUGGACAGCGUUCGGCAGUUCAAGCAGCCGGCUCUCGUCUACAUCCCCCCACACGCUGAGCUGCGGGGAGGCUCGUGGGUGGUGAUUGACCCGACCAUCAACCCUCUCCACGUGGAGCUCUACGCAGACAAAGAGAGCAGGGGGGGCAUCUUGGAAGCAGAAGGAACCGUGGAGAUCAAGUUCAGGAAGAAAGAGCUGCUGAAGACCAUGAGGAGGAUCGAUGUUACCUAUGCGCGGAUCGCGCAACAGCUGAGUUCUCCAGAUCUCUCCCAGGGGGAGCGCAAAGAAUUGGAGAAGCAGCUGAAAAGGCGAGAGGACGACCUCCUGCCCGUCUUCCACCAGGCGGCCGUGCACUUUGCCGACCUCCAUGACACCCCGGGGAGGUUGCAGGAGAAAGGAGUGAUCACAGACAUCCUUCAGUGGAAGGAGAGCCGUGCCUUUUUUUACUGGCGGCUGCGGAGGCUGCUGUUGGAGGAGGGGGUCAAGGCCGAGAUCCUGAGUGCCCACAGCGAGCUGAGCAACAGCCACAUCCAGUCCAUGAUGAGACGCUGGUUCCUGGAGACCGAAGGCGCCGUCAAGGGUUACCUGUGGGACAACAACCAGGUGGUGGUGGCAUGGCUUGAGAAGCACCUGAGUGAAGAGGACGGGGCAAAGUCGGCCAUUCGGGAGAACAUCAGAUACCUGAAGCGCGAUUACGCCCUGAAACAUAUCCGGAACUUGAUAGAGGCAAACCCGGAGGUUGCCAUGGACUGUAUCAUUCACAUGACCCAGCACAUCACAAGCGCCCAGAGGGCUGAGGUGGUUCGCCUCCUGGCAACUAUGGACAAUCCUUCCCCCUCUUGACUUGUGCCCCUGGCAGUAGGAGAGAUUACCAGCCCCCUGAAAAGGGAAGGAGACGGCAGUGGUAAACCAUCCCAGUUUGUGAGCUCCGUCUGGCUGCAGCUUUGCAGCACGGCCCUGGUUUGUCCUGGAUUAGGGUGGCCAGAGUCUCCCAGCUCCCAGGAUCUGCUCUCCUGCCACACUCGGCGGCCUGUAUUUUCCCCAACCGCCUGUGUGCCCACCGCAUAAUGUCCAAGGAAAAUGUUUGCACCACUCAGUCUAGAAUGUAUGUUUAAAGUAAGUGCAUUUUCAAUUAUUGCCCAGGGUUAUCUGUUGAGAUAAGGAAUUCUCUUUCACAAAACCCCUCAGGACACGCUUUUUUUAAAAUAUGCAUUGGUGGGUGAGGGGUGGGAAAUGUCAGUAUCUACCACCCAGCCAAUACUUGGGAAAAUUUCCUGAUAGGCCAGAGAGACAGGAGGCUGCUUUGCCCUCCAGCACAGCUGUCUAGAUUAGCCUGCCCACUCCCUGGAAGCCUUGGAGAAGGGGGGCAUUUCUGACUGUCGGCCUUAGGAAGGAGCUUCUCCCUUUCUCUCUUGGAAAGGUGAAAACAAAAGGUUCGCUCCACUCCCCUACAAGCAAGGUAUUUGGGGUUCUGUCACAAGUCCCCCCUUAUUGUUUCUUCAGAAGGAAAGGGGAGGGGGCUCCAUCCUCAUUCCUAACUGGCUGAGAUGUCCGGUAGAUGUGAUAUAAAUGGAGAUAGUGGUGCUAUUUAUUUGUGGAAUGAGUGGACUUUGCCAGAGGCGAAAACAAUCAAAACACACUUUUAAAGAGAUAAAUUAUCAGCAGGCCGAAAGUAUAAUGGGCUGUGAAACAUCAGAUGCACAAAACACUUUAACACGCACACACACACACGCACACACGCACACCCAGUCUUUUCUGAAGGAGACCUGGGACAAAGGAGGUGACAGCUGAAGGUAAUUUACAUUGUCCGGCAUAUCUUUGCAGGCCGGAGUUCUUGGCAGGUCUACUAAUCCUUCAUGGGAGUGGGAUUGUCUCUCUACCUCUGGCAUUAAUGCUUGAGUGCGUCUGGUAUGGGACGGGGCUCCCCCCCCCAAAAAAAAAAAAAAAAAAAAAGAAAAUAGGGUUAUAAACUCCUUUUUCAGGGGAAGAGGAAUCACUUAACAAAAUCUUGCAUUUUCUCUUUGGGAGAGCUGUUCAUAAAUCUGUAUUCUCAGGGAAGGGAGGCCUCAAAAAGCCACUCCAAAAAGUUGUUGUUUUUUUUAAGAAGAACAACUCUUUGACUUUUGAUAGACUUCAACGUUUGUUUUAUCUUUUGUGAGUUGGAGAUUCAUUAAAGUAGUCUUGGUUUUCUUAA
Molecule: messenger RNA, 8812 nt
Organism: Pantherophis guttatus
Lineage: Eukaryota; Metazoa; Chordata; Lepidosauria; Squamata; Colubridae
Source: RefSeq, a predicted model, not a curated record